Molecule: messenger RNA, 2223 nt
Organism: Carcharodon carcharias (great white shark)
Lineage: Eukaryota; Metazoa; Chordata; Chondrichthyes; Lamniformes; Lamnidae
Product: fatty acyl-CoA hydrolase precursor, medium chain-like
Exons: 13
Coding region: 35-1729 (564 amino acids)
Molecular function (GO): hydrolase activity
Source: RefSeq, a predicted model, not a curated record
GGGACUGCCGCUCUCUCCGGGGCUCUGCACCGUGAUGGAGAUGCGAGCUCUGAUCGCAGUCCUGGUCUUGGCUCUCCCUGUACAGGUGACUUGGACGGCAGAAGCCAAUGAAGAGCCUCCAGUUGUUGUCACAAAGUAUGGGAUGCUGGAGGGGAAGAAGGUGUCUGUGAAAGGGACUCAAAAACCCGUCUAUAACUAUCUCGCCAUCCCUUUUGCAAAGCCACCAGUUGGUCCUUUGAGAUUCACUGCACCCCAGGCAGCAGAAGCAUGGACUGGAAUCAGACAGGCAACCAGCGUGCAUCCUGGAUGUCUACAAGAUGCAAAUGCAUUGAAGAUAAUCUUGGAACUAAUGCAGUUAGAGGCUGACCCCAGUAUGUUCAAAGAGGACUGCCUGUACUUGAAUGUGCAUACGCCUGUCACACCAAAGGACGGGAGCAAGAGACUUCCUGUUAUGGUCUGGAUCCAUGGCGGUGGAUUCAUAUUCGGAAAUACAUAUUUCUACAACGGAGCACCACUUGCAGCUUAUGAGGAUGUGGUGGUGGUGGUGAUCCAGUAUCGGUUGGGGGUUCUUGGCUUCCUCAGCACAGGAGAUGAGCAUCUGCCAGGAAACUUGGGCCUGUUGGAUCAAGUUGCGGCACUGAAGUGGGUUCAAGAAAACAUCGAGAGCUUCGGAGGUGACCCAGGUUCGGUGACCAUAUUUGGAGAAUCUGCUGGUUCAAUGAGUGUCUCGUUGCAUGUUGUUUCUCCCUUGUCCUCUGGCCUGUUUCACAAGGCAAUAUCAGAAAGUGGCAGUAUUGUGCCCAACGCUACAAUAAAUACAGAUCCUAAAUCAGCGGCUGUGACUAUUGCCAGCUUGAAUGGCUGUGACACUGAUCACUCCAAGGCGAUUGUUGAUUGCCUAAGGAAGAUGUCUGAAGAGGAAUUGGCAAACAUUACCAAACCUCCUGAGCUUCUCCUCUUUCCUGUGGUGGAUGGUGUCUUCUUGCCGAAAGAUGUUGAACAGCUGCUUGAGGCAGACAAGAUCAACUCGGUCCCAUACUUAUUGGGAAUCAACAAUCAAGAAUGGGGCUGGUUGAUACCGAGGAUGAUGAAUCCACCUGGUUGGGAGGAAGGAAUGGACAGAGAGACCUCGGACUCUAUCCUCAAGAAAAUAAACAGACUUAAUGAAGGUAACCUGCUGCUGGCCGUGGAUGAAUAUAUGGGAGACACACAGGACAAGGCAAAAAUCCGAGAUUUGCACCUUGAGCUGAUCAGCGAUCUGUUGUUCCUACUGCCCACUGUCCAAGUUGCCAGAAUUCACAGAGAUGCUGGAAACCCUGUCUUCCUGUAUGAGUUUCAGCACAGACCAAGUGUACAUGGAAGCAGCCGGCCGGAGUUUGUAAAGUCUGACCAUGGCGAUGAGAUAGGAUUUGUUUUUGGCAGUCCCUUUCUGGAGGAUGGUUUUCAAUUAUUAGGGAACUUCACCGAAGAGGAGGUGGUUCUGAGCAGAACAGUAAUGGCUUACUGGGCUAAUUUCGCUAAGAACGGGAACCCCAACGGGGAAGGGCUGGAAUUCUGGCCAGUUUUUGAUCAGGAUGAAGGCUACAUGCAGCUGAGCUUGAAGCCACGGGCAGGACAGAAGCUGAAGGAACACAGGGUGAAACCCUUGACCGAAAUCCUGAAGCAAAAAGGCAGAGAGGAGCAUGAGCAAAACGCAAAAGAUGAUGAACAGCAGCGAUCAGAGCUCUAACCCUUCAACAGUCGGCUGUUAAAACCCUCUGCUUAAACAGACUCUGACCCUUUGUCGAAAUCGCCGGAGCCUGAUUAACUUUUAAGACAUUAAUUUUUCUGCCUGUCUCUACCUCCAAUAUUCCUUUUGUUUUCCCAACUGUUCUUUUUCUCUUCUUAUCACCUGAUUAUGCAAAUUGGGGGAGUGGAUGGGUGGGGGGCUUAGGAGGACCCUUUUAGACAAAGAGCUGGGAUUAAAUCCCACCCAUCGCAGUGGAAACCAUAGCAACCAGGCCCGUUUAAUCAUGGGAGAGGCCCAAUGUCAAUCUCCCGGCAGGUGGCAAAACCUCCCCCCAACUAAAUCGGAGGGUGGAAGGUGCUGACCCAGGAUUCAGUGGGAUGUCAAUUAGGCUCAUUAAAUAGGAGUAGGCCAUUCGGCCCCUCAAACCUGCCCUGCCAUUCAGUAAGAUCUUGGCUGAUCUGAUUGUGUUUCAAACGCCACAUUCCCAUCUACCC